Molecule: messenger RNA, 8412 nt
Organism: Peromyscus maniculatus bairdii (prairie deer mouse)
Lineage: Eukaryota; Metazoa; Chordata; Mammalia; Rodentia; Cricetidae
Source: RefSeq, a predicted model, not a curated record
AAAUGUUAGGUAAGCACUUUUCCACUGAGCUAUAUCUCCAGCCCAUCAUGUUUUAUAUUUACAUUCUUGUUACUUUAGGUAUAAGUAUAAUUUGUUCUAUUUCUGUUAUUAUAUACCAUUCUAUUGCAUAAGUAGUUCACAAUUACUCUUCAAAUCCACUGAUGAUGGAUGUUUCCAUUUUGGCUAUUAUAAACAAUAUUUCUGGGAAUAUUUUUGUUUAUGUAUUAGUGAACCUGUGUGCACAUUUCCAUUAGAUAUAUACCAAAGAAUGAGGUUACAAUUUUGUAAGUUAGAAGUAUUUUCAGUUUUAGCAAUUCUACCAAGCCAUUUUCCAAAGUGUCUGUACCAUUUUACUCCUACCAGCAAAGUAUGAAAAUUUGUGUUUCUCCACAUCACUGCCAACAUUUAGGUUGUUAGUUUUAAUUUUAGCUGUUCCGUUGGAAAAUACUAGUAUUAGUAUCUCAGUGUAGCUUAAGUGUGUGUUUCUCUGAUGACUAAUAAUGUUAAGCAUCUUUUUGUAUGUUUAUUCACCAUUUGGAUAUUGUCUUUUGUGAAAUACCUAUUAAAUAUUUUUCUUUUUUCUAUUGGAUUAUCAAUAUUUAUCUCAUUACUUCUUAAUAGUUUCCAUAGUACAAGAGUCCUUUGCUUUGAUUAGAUAUUGCAAAUCUUGAAGAAGGCUGUUGCAGUGCUGAGGAUGGAGCUUGGGGCCAUACUGUGCAUACUGGUCAAGUAUUCUACCACUGAGCUACACCCCUAGUCCCUAAGAAGGAUUUUUAAAAUGGGAUCAGUGUCAUUCGAGGAUGUGUCUGUGGACUUCACCCAGGAAGAGUGGAAUCAACUGGACCCUAUUCAAAGGAGCCUAUACAGAGAUGUGAUGCUAGAGAAUUAUAGCCAUCUUGUCUCUUUGGGGUAUCCUAUUACCAAACCAGAUGUAAUCACCUCUUUGGAGCAAGGGGUCCUUGGCAUCAUAAAGAGAGAAAUCCCGAGUUCAAGUUGCACAGCUCAACUUUCAUAUACGUUUUCCCAAGAAAAGAAGGAAAUGGCCAAACCCCAGGAACUAGUGACAUUUGAGGAUGUAGCUGUGGAUUUUACCCAGGAGGAAUGGCAAUACCUGAACCCUCCACAGAGGACCCUAUACAGAGAUGUGAUGCUUGAGACCUACAGCAACCUUGUUUCUGUGGGCUCCGAAGACCAAGGAGGUAUCUAUCAUUUAUCAUCUUCAGAACAGCAGGUUACUAAACCAGAUCUCAUUAUCAAGCUGGAGGUAGAAGAACCAGAGCCAGAAGAUGGGGAGAUUUCAGUUUGGAGCUUUCCAGAAGUCUGCCAAAUUAAUGAACAGUUUGAGAGGCAACAUCAGGAUAACCAAGAUAAGUAUCUGUUGAUGCAAUUUGGAUUCUCUGAAGACAAAAUAAUUACCAAGAGUGACCAGAACUGUGCUGAAUUUGAAAACACAUUUCAUCUGAGCACAAGCCUUGUUGUCCCAAUGCAAAGAACCCACAAAUUUGAAUCAUUUAGAAAUAAUAUGGUGGACAAUUUAAGCUUGCUUAGUAGAAGCUCUACAGAAAAUAAACAUGAUACUGGGUAUGCAAAGUUAUUCUUCCAUACAGAAUAUGAAAAACCUAAUUUCAUAGUGAAACCCUGUGGAUAUAAAGAAUAUGACAAAACCCUCAGGCGAAAGAAAGGUCUUAGCCUUCAUCAGAGAAUUAAAAAUGGAGAGAAGCCUUUUGAAUGUACUGCAUGUCAGAAAACCUUCAGCAAAAAGUCACACCUCAUUGUACAUUGGAGAACUCAUACAGGAGAGAAACCAUUUGAGUGUACUGAAUGUGGGAAAGCUUUUAGCCAAAAGUCCCAGCUCAUUAUACACCUCAGAACUCAUACAGGAGAAAGACCCUUUGCAUGUCCAGAAUGUGGCAAAGCCUUCAGAGAAAAGUCAACUGUCAUCAUACAUUAUAGAACACAUACAGGAGAGAAACCUUAUGAAUGUAAUGAAUGUGGAAAAGCCUUCACUCAGAAAUCAAACCUCAUUGUCCAUAAAAAAACCCACACAGGAGAGAAAACCUAUGAGUGUACCAAGUGUGGGGAAUCUUUCAUCCAGAAACUUGACCUAAUUAUACACCAUAGUACUCACACAGGAAAGAAGCCUCAUGAAUGUAAUGAAUGUAAGAAAACAUUCAGUGAUAAGUCAACCCUCGUUAUACAUCAGAGAACUCACACUGGAGAGAAACCUCAUAAAUGUACUGAAUGUGGGAAGUCUUUCAAUGAGAAGUCAACCCUCAUUGUGCAUCAAAGAACUCAUACUGGUGAGAAGCCCUAUGAAUGUGAUGUGUGUGGGAAAACUUUCACUCAAAAGUCAAAUCUAGGUGUGCAUCAAAGAACUCAUUCAGGAGAGAAACCAUUUGAGUGUAAUGAAUGUGAGAAAGCCUUCUCUCAAAAAUCCUAUCUCAUGCUACAUCAGCGAGGCCACACUGGAGAGAAGCCCUAUGAAUGCAAUGAAUGUGAAAAGGCAUUUUCUCAGAAGUCCUAUCUCAUUAUACAUCAAAGAACUCAUACAGAAGAAAAACCCUUUAAGUGUAAUGAGUGUGGAAAGGCAUUCCGAGAAAAGUCAAAACUCAUUAUCCAUCAGAGGAUCCACACAGGAGAGAAACCCUAUGAAUGCCUUGUGUGCUGGAAAGCUUUUAGCCAGAAGUCACAGCUCAUAAUCCAUCAGAGAACACACACAGGAGAAAAGCCCUAUGAAUGCACAGAAUGUGGUAAAGCAUUCAGGGAAAAAUCCACAUUCACAGUACAUCAAAGAACUCACACUGGAGAGAAGCCCUAUAAGUGUGCAGAAUGUGGCAAAGCCUUUACCCAGAAAUCCAACCUUAUUGUACAUCAGAGGACCCAUACAGGAAAGAAGGCCCAUGGAAGAGGCCAUACCUGCAAGGCAAAACUCACUACAAAAUAUGGAACAAAGCACUAGUGUCUUUCAUAUACCCAAAAGGAAAGAUGUGUUGAUUUAAUGUUGAAAAAGAAUGACCUGAAUUCUAGUCUAAUCAUUGGGAUAGGGUCGGCAUUUCUUUUCAUCUAUUUUCACCCUAAUGCAGGUUGAAAUAGAAACAGAUGAGUAAUUUCUUUGGAAACCACUGCAACCAUAGGGCUGUGAGUCUAAAAGGCAAUCAAACCCUAGUGCAUGAGAUUUCACAGCUUCAGAAGUGAGGCAGCAUAGCUAAGGACUCUCCUCUGAGGGCUGAGGUACACGGUAAGGUGCAUGACCAGAGACAGCUGUGACAAAGACCAUGUGUGAGGCCUGAGGAGAAACGGGCAGACAGACCUUAUAUUUACAGAAAGUAAUCAGACAGAUUUGAGGGAGAGCUGGAGGUGGGGAAGCUGGGGCAGAUAAAGGGAUAUAGUUAGUCUUCUUUACUGGCUUGGGAAAAGUAAAGUCUGAAAGAACUAACAGAAGGUAAGGGGUGUCUCAUUUGUUUGAAAAACUGAUCUGUCUAGAAUGUGGCCCUGGCAUCUUCCUCCACAAGAACCUCAGGCAAACAGCAAGUCCAGGAGCAACUCUUCUCAUUCAAAGAAAAGCAUUUAAAAGUAAUAAAAAUCACAAAUACAUUUCUACUUCUAGGAAUACAUAUAUUCACAUGUGUACAAAGUGAUCAAAACAGAUAUUUGUUGAUGCAGUGUUUGAAAACAAAAGAUUAGAAGCUUUCCAAAUGGCAUCGCCUGGAUUCUUCUUCCUAAAACUGAUAUAUAUCCAUACAGCAAACUCAAGACAAAAACGAACAAAAAGAAUGUGGAUAUCAUUUCUGUAAUGGUUUGGGGUAGUCUCCAAGUUACAUCAUUAGAUAGGAAAAGCAAGGUGCAACACAGCAAGUAUAAUGUGCUACUUCCAAAGGGGGAAAUGGUAAGUACAGAGUACAUUGUAUGCAUAAUCUGUUUCUGGAAAGGAAUAUAAGAAUCUGAUUAUCAUUAUUAUCUUACAAAAGGGAAGGGGGCAGUAUGUGACUAGGGAGAUGAAACCUCGAGACACCUGUGCAUUCUCUCAUAGCUUUGGAAAGUUGUACAGUGUGGAUAUAUAACCUUUUUGACAAAUAAAUCUUUAAAACCGUAUUUCAUUCCUUUAAUAGUUAAUUCUAGAUACAUAAUUUAUAACGUUUAGUGUAUAUAAGCUGAGUAGAGUUUAUUUUCAGUGAAUAAACUGAAAUACUGGCAAACAGGAGCAAAUAUUCAAUCAAUUCCUAAAAUAUGUAGGCAUUUUUUUCUAAGCAUGAAGUAAAGUAAUUCUAAGGUCAUCUGGGACCAUAUUACAUAAGCCUAAAAUAACUGAAACUGGAAUAUAUUUCAUAUUUAGGGUACACAGUGACACAUGUGAGAAGUUACUUUAUUAAAAUUCAUUGAUAUCUUUUCAAAUCUUAAAAUGAUUUAAAUGACUUCAUAUGCAUACACUGUUUUUACAAGAAGCAUAAAGUACCAAUUCAAUGGGAGGCAGAAUAACUUGCUCCAAAUAUUACACAAGUGCUAGUAACAUGGAUUUCCCAAGAUCACAGAUGAAAUCGAGACCCAUGAGAACAAUAAAACAACAUUUGCUAUAGAACAAGAGAUCUUGUCUGUGAAUUACUCUAUUUGUAGCCCUCUUGAUAAUAUGGCUAUUCAUUGAGUCUGUGCCUAGCAUUAUUAGGCAACCCAAGCUAUGUAAAACCUAAAGGUCAUCAGAGUUUAUACUCAACAGAUGAAUUAGACUUGAGUCUGUACCUUUCUAGACCACCUUGUUUAAGACUGUGUGUGUGCAUGUGCAUGUGCUCAUUGAGGCCAUAGAGUCACUCCCAGCAUAUUUUUUGUCUAUUUGUGUCCAUAUUUAUUUUCUAGAGUCAGAUCCUAAACGUUAAAUUGCUUUGAUAUUGAUUUCUAAAUUGCAUUUAGAAAGUUUAAUACACUACUCUCAAUAAUCUUCUUUCAAACUCCAUAGCCCCAGUCAAACACUAAUGUAUAAAAUUUGCUGAACUUGGGUCCUCUGUAAGAGCUCACUUAAACACUGGGCCAUUUUUCCAGCAUCUUUUUUUUAUUUAUUUCUGGGGAGGGAAAGUGAUCAGUAGGCUCAGGUUGGGAUGGGGGGGUUGUUAUUUCAGUGCUGGAGCUCAAACAUGGGGCUUUGCAAAUGUGAAGUGCUCGCACACUCUUCCAUCCUCAUCCUCAUUUUAUUUUUGAGCUCUGUACAUCACGUGUCCAAUUCCAGGUACAGGAAAUGUAGGGCCAACUAGAUUGUUCCUGGUGCAGUCUAUAGAAAAGAUGCCCAAGAGAACUGGAAGUAGCUAUUUGAUUUUUUUACCAAUAGAAAAUAACCCCAAUUAAGUUAUUCUGCAAUAAGGUGAGAGCUCAGCUUGUACCUUUUCCUGUGAAUCUUGUACACUUUCCUAUGCCACAGAUGGCAACUUGCUCCAGCUACAUUUAAGCAAAUUGAGGUGAGAGAGUCAUAGACUGAAGAGGAAGGGAUGAGGAUGAACUGCAGGAUGCAAAUGUGCUGAUGUUAGAGGGAAAGAGAGGAGGGUAAUGAAGAACCAAGUAUGGCUAAAUGGGGCCAAUAAAAGGCAGAAUUGGGAACUGUUUCUAGUGGUCCAAGUUGGGGUCAUCCCUGGGGAUGCCUGGAAUCUUCCCUAACACCCAGUUUCUCUCUGUCCCCAUGACGUCUUCCUCUAUCAUAGUAUCUAUUUCACUGUUUUCCUGCUCCAUCCUGUUCCAACUCAGCUAUCCAUUUCCUUGUGUUCUCAUUCUCCAUCCCCCUACCCUCCAUUCCAUCCCAUAUACCUAUGCUCAUAGUGCCUGUCAUUACCCAAAGGUUCUGUGACUAUAAGUUUUGACACCACAGAUCCUUGUUACCUAUGAGUAUCCAUCAUUCUUUCACUCCAGCUGUCCAUCCAUUUUGAUGGCCCAUCCCUUUUCCUCUGUUCACUCACCUGCACUUCUCUCCACUCAACUACAUCUAGCAGGAACAUUCGCUAAACAUUGCCUUCCCUCACUUCCAAUGUAACUACUUGCCAAUUCACUCUCAAAUACUACCCGUGCCAUGGGGAGUUGGUGAGGACCAAGAAGAGAACCCCAAUAUGAGCAUAGAUAUAUGAGGUGGAAACAACCUGUACUCCGGACUCAGUGAAGGUAAGGACUCUGUGCUCCAUGUCCUUGUUGGUGUUUAUAUUUAGCAUGUCUGAGACCAUCAUAUAUCAAAAAAAGUAGCUGGGAAUAAAAUUUUAUCUCUGAAGAUGAGGAAACCCAAAGGAUCUAUAAAUUAUUAAAAUAAAGUAAAUGAAAGCUUAGCAAUAUUAGUUCAAAAUUUAGAAAUGUCUUUGUACCAUCAAUGACCAGAACAAGGAUCAUUAAUUCAGUGUGGAGGAACAGAAACAUAACAAGGCCAUUCAUUGAGACUCUUGAGUUUAAUGAGGAUUAAUCUAUAAAUGUCUAGAAUGCUUUAGGAAAGGAGUAGAGAACUGGAGGAAAAGUAAAAAGGCCAUGUAUCAGAUGAUCAUGGAGGUGAGGUGAACUAGGACCCACUCUCAAACCUAAGCAAAGGAUGGGACAGUGAACUGUGAAGAUGUCCUGUCACUGAAGGAGUUGGCUUCCAUGUGUUAAAACCACCAGAGACCAGUGUCCUUUAAUAAAACAUCAUGGCAAAGGAUUUGACACCCACUCACCAGCUGCAUCUACUCACCAUCCCAGUGUUUUAAGUGCUCAGCUCCCUGUGCAACUUUAGAUUUUUCUCCCAUCCAGGGCUCUUCAUCAACAUGAAGAUCAUAACUGCUUUGAGAACUUGUCACCCUUAUGUAGACAUGAUUAAAGAUUACCCACUUAAGCUUGGAGUCCUGUCAUGGCUAAGAAAGGGACAGCUUCAUGGGCUACAUAACACAAACAACCAUUUCUGUCAGGCCAUUCUGCAUCCUCCAGGGACCACAGAAAUGGGGAAUACAAGCACACACACAGAGGCAAGAAACAAGCUACAUGUGUGGGCCCAUGUAUUGGCUCCUCUGCUAAGGUUCUGACUAGUAUAGACCUUGUCCUCAGCAUCCAAGAUAAGUGAAAUGUCUUAACUAUGAGAAUGCAAGGCAGGAAAAAUGGAGAAAGAUAAACAUGCAAAGAUGAAUUCAAGAAAGUAGGUGUGUCUAUACUAUAACAGGAUACAGAAGUUCCCUUUUACCAAGGCUGUUUUUUCUUUAAUUUCAGUCAACUCUGUUCUGAAAAUAUUAAAUGGAAAAAAUUCCAAAAAUACUGUUUUAAAUUGAGUGUCAUUCUUAGAAGCAUCAGAUUUUAUUCCACCCCAUAAAUCUCUUUAUCAAGCAUUUUCAUACUGUUAGCUACUGCCUGUUAGUGAUUCAGUAGCCCUCUUGGUUUUUGAAUUGACUGUCACAGGGCUUGUAUUCAAAUGCUUAUUUUACUUAGUAAUGACCCUGAAGCAUAAGAGCUGUGAUGCAAUGUUUUUUAUAUAUCUUAGAGAAACCUUUCAUUGAAAAAGUGAAAGGUCUGAACUUAAUAAGAAAAAAAAUAUAACUUGAUGUUGCCUAAGCCUAUAACUGAGAAUGAAUCUUUGGAGCCAGGUGUGGUGGUACAUCUGUGAUCCCAGCACUAAGGAGGCAGAGACAGGAAAAUCACAAAUUCAAGGACAUCCUGGGAUACAUAGUAAAACCCUGUCAAAGAAGAAAGGAUACAAGGUGAUGGAAGCAGUAAGAGAAAGAUCUUCUGUCCAUGAGCUUGUGAGGGGAAAAAACUUUCCUGCUAAUUUUGCUGUUGUACCUCAAAAUGCGAAUGUUACAGCCACAGUGCUCAGUAAGGUCAUAAGUAUGCUAAGCAAGGCAUUAAAUUACAGGAUUAGCUACUUUCCAUGGUUUUAGGGUUUUGGGACUUUACCAAUGUCUUUGAACAUACUCCCUGCAGAUGAAGGACACUCUGACUCACAGAUUGGAUGCCUUAAACAAUAAACACGGUUCUGGACAUGGUGAAGUCCAAGAUCAAGGCACUCAGAAAAACCUGUGUCUGGUGAUGCCUGGCUUCCUGGUUUGCAGAUGGCAUCUUGUAUCUGCAGAAAGAAACUCCUUUUCAAUUAAGAUACUAAUCCUAUCAUAGGGGCUCUGCUAUCAUGACUUCAUCUAAUUCCAAUUAAUAGAGAAAAGCCCCACGUCCUAACCCUAUCCAAUUGAAGGUUAAGGUUUUACAUCACUGUGCUUGGGGCACAGUGAGUGCAAACAUGCAGUCUGCAACAGUAGCCAAGUACUUGAAUGUAUUUCGGUUCAAAAAUUUCAUAAUUCUGAAAAUAAUUUUGAAUGUAAACUACAAAUUAGAAAACUGCUAACAAAAUAAGAACUGAUUAUAAAAUUCGAAGAGAAAAACAUUAACCAGAAUGAAGAAAUAUAUCUUGUAUCAAUAAAAGAAAUUAUAUUUGUCAACAGA